GCGCGCGGGAAGGGAACUCCGCGCGGCGGCGGCGGUCUCCGGGACCGGUUGAUGCCGUCCCCCGGUCCCAGUCGGGUCUCAGGUUAGGCUCGGGUUAGUGCAUAGUGCUUCACACCAUGAAAUGUGUGGUCUCCGGCGGCAACGUGAAGGUGCUCGGCAAGGCUGUCCACUCGCUGUCCCGAAUCGGGGACGAGCUCUACCUGGAACCGUUAGAGGAUGGGCUCUCCCUCCGUACUGUGAACUCUUCUCGUUCUGCCUACGCCUGCUUCCUGUUUGCCCCACUGUUCUUCCAGCAGUACCAGGAGUGCCCCCCUGGUCAGGAGCUCUUGCGCUGUAAGAUCCUGAUGAAGUCCUUCCUGUCUGUCUUCCGCUCUCUGGCCUUGGUGGAGAAGACUGUGGAAAAGUGCUGCAUCUUCCUGAAUGAGAAAAGAAGCCGCCUUGUGGUUCAGCUCCACUGCAAAUAUGGGGUUAGGAAGACACACAACCUGUCCUUCCAGGACUGUGAAUCCCUACAGGCAGUCUUCAACCCAGCCACGUGCCCCUAUGUGCUUCGCGCCCCAGCACGAGUUCUGGGGGAAUCUGUUCUGCCCUUCCCUCCUGCACUGACGGAAGUGACACUGGGCAUCGGCAGUGGCCGACGCGUCAUCCUGCGCAGCUACCAGGAGGAGGAGGCAGAAAGCACCAGCAAAGCCAUGGUGACUGAGAUGAGCAUUGGGGAAGAAGACUUCCAGCAGUUGCAGGCCCCAGAAGGGGUGGCCAUCACCUUCUGUCUCAAGGAAUUUCGGGGGCUCCUGAACUUUGCAGAGUCAGCAAACUUGCCUCUCAGCAUGCACUUUGAUGUUCCAGGCAGGCCAGCUAUCUUCACCAUCGAAGACUCCCUGCUGGAUGGACACUUUGUCUUGGCCACACUUUUAGAGACAGACCCACACUCCCAAGACCUGAGCACCCCAGAGCUCCGCCAGCCAGUGCAGCGGCAGGCUCACAGCACACCUCACCUGGAUGACUUUGCCAAUGAUGACAUUGACUCUUACAUGAUUGCCAUGGAAACCACCGUGGGCAGUGAGGGCUCACGGGUACAGCCCUCCAUUUCCCUUCCAUCUGGCCCUAAGCCCUCUUUUGAUCUCAGCCCCCAUUCGGAAGAAGAGACUGAGCCCAAUACAGUGCCUGGGACGCCCCCACCCAAGAAGUUCCGCUCACUGUUCUUUGGCUCAAUCUUAGCCCCUGUACACUCCCCCCAAGGCCCCAACCCUGUGCUGGCUGAAGACAGCGAUGGCGAAGGCUGAGCUGAGAAAUCCAAAGGCUGUGUCGGAGACCAUGGACCAGAAGCGGCUACAGCCAGUGUCAGGGCGGGGUCUCCCUCCCGAAGGUGGAGGGGCUGUGCUGGGGCUGCUGCCUCUUUCAGGCCCCACCUGACUGGCUGCUCCAGUGCUGCCCAGCUGACCAAGUCUGGCCUGAGUCCUGUCAUCUCCCCCAGCCUACAAUCAAUCAUGUCUCUUCCCUGGUCUGAUGUGUAACUACCACCUGACAGGUUCCUCACCCCUUUUAUCUCAGAUCCUCAGGCCAGGCUUCAGCUAUCUGGCCAGUGCUGGAAGCCUGCCGCCCUAAGGUUCACCUCCCAGGGGAAGUUAAAAAAAAAAAAAAAAUCACAGUGCUGAUCAUCUCUGGCUAUCAUGGAUUCCUCCCCUGCACUCCA
Jaculus jaculus (lesser Egyptian jerboa) is the source of this 1693-nucleotide messenger RNA. RefSeq names its product RAD9 checkpoint clamp component A (gene Rad9a). Gene Ontology annotation, cellular component: checkpoint clamp complex. The coding region runs from base 117 to 1283 and encodes 388 amino acids. The record is from RefSeq and is a predicted model, not a curated record. NCBI's taxonomy places the organism in Eukaryota, Metazoa, Chordata, Mammalia, Rodentia, Dipodidae. The transcript has 11 exons. Gene Ontology annotation, biological process: DNA replication checkpoint signaling; mitotic intra-S DNA damage checkpoint signaling; DNA repair.